Molecule: messenger RNA, 6297 nt
Organism: Zerene cesonia (dogface butterfly)
Lineage: Eukaryota; Metazoa; Arthropoda; Insecta; Lepidoptera; Pieridae
Gene: Hrb27C
Product: heterogeneous nuclear ribonucleoprotein 27C
Exons: 9
Coding region: 101-1438 (445 amino acids)
Molecular function (GO): RNA binding
Source: RefSeq, a predicted model, not a curated record
ACGGAAGUGGUUGGUCCGCCAUAUCAUUCGUGUGGGUCUGUGCUUGUGUGGUUUGGGUGUCUUACCGGUGCCAACCAUUAUUUUUAAUUAGUAAUAAGUUAUGCGUAUGAAUCCAGACAUGGACGAUGACGAGAAGGGAAAACUGUUUGUUGGUGGGCUAUCAUGGGAAACAUCCCAGGAGAAUCUGCAGCGCUACUUUUCGCGCUACGGUGACGUCAUUGACUGCGUUGUGAUGAAGAACAGUGAGUCAGGCCGCUCCAGAGGAUUUGGUUUUGUCACAUUUGCUGAGCCAUCCCUGGUUAAUGUAGUGCUGCAGAAUGGUCCGCAUCAACUCGAUGGCAGGACAAUCGAUCCAAAGCCCUGCAACCCGCGCACCCUGCAAAAGCCGAAGCGCGGCGGCGGCUACCCCAAGGUGUUUCUGGGCGGCUUGCCCUCCAAUAUCACGGAGACCGAUCUGAGAGUGUUCUUUGGACGCUACGGCAAGGUCAUGGAAGUCGUCAUUAUGUAUGACCAGGAGAAGAAGAAAUCUAGAGGUUUCGGUUUCCUGUCGUUUGAAGAUGAGAUAUCCGUGGAGCGAGUGACCCAGGAGCAUUUCAUUAACCUUAAUGGAAAACAGGUGGAGAUAAAGCGCGCGGAGCCGCGCGACGGGUCCGGCAAGCUGGGCUCCGGCGGCAGCGGGCUCGGCGGCGGCGGCAUGGGCGGUGCGCCCGGCGACGCGCCCGCCGCCGGCCAGUGGGGCCCGCCGCAGGCCGCGCCCAUCAACAUGAUACAGGGCCACAACGGCCAGAUGGGAGGCCCGCCGAUCAACAUGCCCAUGGCUGGACCCAAUAUCAUGCAAGGGUACCAGGGCUGGGGCACGUCGCCCGGGCAGACGUCGUACGCGGGCUACGGCGCGGCGGGCGGCGGCGCGGGCCCCGGCAACUACCAGGGCUGGGGCGCGCCGCCCGGCCCGCAGGCGCCGCCGCACGCGCCCGCCUGGCCCGCCACCAACAACUACACGCAGCACGCGCAGCCGCCCGCGCAGGGCUACGGCAGCUACGCGAACUACAGCUCGGCGCCGGCGGGCGCGUCAGCGGGCGGCAGCUGGACCAACUGGAACAUGCCACAGAACUCCAACUCCACCGGCUCCGCCGGGUCGUACGUGCCGCUGUCGGAGGGCGGCGAGAUGUACGGGCGCGGCGGCGGCGGCGCGGGCGGCGCGGCGCCGCUCGCCGGCGCGCUCUCGUCCGCCGCGCUCUCCAAGAGCUCCUCGGCGGACUACUCCACCUACCAGCAGUACCCGCCCGCCUACCAGCAGGACCAGGGCUCGUCGUACGGCGGCGCGUCGCGGUACGCAGCGGGCGGCGAGUACCACUCGGCCGCCGGCCAGCCAGGUGUGCACCUCCCGCACCACGCGCCCAAACACUUCGAGUUUAACAAGGAGUGGCCCGCCGCCUAGGCUCGCACGCCCGCGCCCACACGCCCACGCGCCCACGCGCCCACACGUCCACACUCCACGCGCGACACGCCCACACGCGGAACGAUAGCCCGCUUGUUUUACGCGCCCCUUUUCUUUUCCCCUUUGCUAAGUCUCUUUGAACUUGAAUUUCUUUUAAUCGUCAACUCGAACAUAAUGCGUGAUAUUUAACAUUUUAAAUAGUAUCGAGUCCUCACAACCUACAUCCCAAUCCCAUGUAGUGAGUCUGAAAACUAACGAUCAAGCGGGUUAUUUUGUCUGCAAACUUGUCCCCGACCAACUCGAGUACCCGGUUUAGUAGGCUCGUCUCAGUUGGCAACAUUCACACACGACUAUCCCGUCGCACCGAUGUCUGCCUGAAUUUUUGUCUGCGAACACAUUCAGUGCUGAUUUUGAACAUAGCGCAGCAUCAUCGGUCGGCCGGAUCGGUUACACAACACUAUCGAAUCUGUCUCAGAAAUGUGACAGUGAACCUUGAUAGUAGGUUUUUUUAAUAAGUAUCAAAUUUCAUUCAUAUAUUGAGUAGGAUUUAGUUUAUACCGACACGAAACAAUAGGCAAGUCGCGUUUAAAUGAACAUUUAACAUGUUACAUCGACAUUUUUAUCAUAUGUCAAGUUCAAUGCAACACAAAUGUAAAGUAAACUUUGUAAGCGACUACUAUAAGAACUAAACUGCAUUAACACAAACCCACACGCGUACGUAAGGACCUACAUUUUUAUAAUGUUAAAUAUUUAUUAUUAAAGAACUAAUUAUGAUAUUAGAUUUAAAACACUUGCAUGAAUAAUUGGAUAGUGCUUAGUGAGGCGUAUUUUUUGAAUUCGCUUGUUGCAACGUUUCGCUGUGUUAAAUGUUUCUCUCGUGAAGUCCCUAAUGUAAUUUGAUGAACUUUUCCUUUCCCCGAAGUCUCGCGGCCCCUCGACUAAGUCCGAAGAACGCUGAAGUCGGCAUGUACUCGCCUGUACGACACGUUUUCUUUUUAACUCUUUCAAAUAUUUUUGGAUGUGGGCUCUUAACGUUUUUAAUCUUCUUAUAUAUUAUAUUUUUGAUUGUCAAUUAUUAUCAUUUUUCUUUCGGAGUUAAAAAUGAUUUCUUUUAAUAACAUCAUGAUGGAUCGUUGGGAUCUCGUUUGUAAGGUAGUGGUGAUGUUACAAUGUAACGUAAGUAAUAAGUACGCGCCCGCGAGCGGCGGCUCGGCGCGCAUUUGACAGACACGCGACACGACGCGACGCGACCGCGACACGACCGCGACGCGACCGCGACACGCAGACACCUAAACAACUUAACUUAAGCUAAUCACUUGUAUAAAUAUUUCGUAUUCGUAUAUAUAUCGAUAUGUAUGGUUAAUAUUAGAAGAUUUUGGUUAUUUACCACGCACUAGAGUUAGGAAAAACGGUAGCGAUGUAAUGAAAUUAUUAUUAUUAUGUGUUAAUAUUAAACAAAACAUAGUAGGAUGACUGAACGUGAUUCUUUUUAAUUAAUAUUUUUCCCGUUAUUUUAAAUAGUAGGGGAACAAUUUCUGUGUACAUGAUUAUUCGUAAUUUUAAUUUCUUAUACAUAUAUUGAAUUUUAGUUAUCGCAUUUUUAAGUUAUUAAUUGUGGAAUUUAUUAACUUUAAUGAAUUAAAUUUACCUGCCAAAUUGUAAAAGCAAACGAUAAUGUAUGUGUUAAGUGACUGACGAAGCUCAAUCAUUAGGAUAUAGAUAGGGCGCCGCCCCGCACCGUUCGCGCGGACUCUUGUACAUAUAUAUACUUACUUGUGUGUAAAGCAUAAUUUUAAUCGAACCAAUUGACACAUAGUUUUAACGUUUUUAAUUUGUACGAUUGCCAAAUAUUUUUUAAAACUGUAUAGAUUUCGAGCCCUCCGGCUCGCGCUCGGGCGCCGCGCCCCGACAUGUGAGUUAUAAUUUAAAUAACAUUUUUAGAUUAAAUUUAAUGUUAGUCCUUUACUGUACUAUAUCGCUCAAUCAUUUGACCGAUCGACUGAUUAAAAUUUUAGUGAUAAGCUAAGUAAUUAAAUCGGAGCGUAGCAGUCGAGCGCGGCGUCCGGUCGACAUUAUUUGUUGUAAUUAUCUUAGAGUUUACGGCGUACUGUUAGACUGCCCGGUUUAUACGAACGGGAGCUGUUCCUUUAAUUUUAAAUAUAUAGAUGCGCGACCGCUCCAACCGCGGCGCAUGAUAAGAUUUGUUAUAAAUGUUUUUACUAGACGAAUUGUUGAAUACAUUGAAUGCAUAAUUUGAUCGCGUAUAGUAUAGGGUUAUUUAAGAUCGCACCAUAAGUAAAGUAUAAUUUAUAUACGAUGAGUAAAGUGAGGUGUAAGCAAAUUUAUAAGUGACGCGGUCCGGCGAAAGGUGCGGGGUGCCAAAUUAACGCUAAACAUACUGAGGAAAACGCCUUUACAUUGUGAUGUUCAUAGUUAAUGCACAUAUUGGUACAUUUCUUAUAGCUCUAUAUUAAUUACACACGACUGACAUAAUGUAGGAAAUGGAAACUCGUACCUUAAAACAAUAUAAAGAAAUAAUUAAUUAAUAACUAAACGAUUGAAAUCAGUGCCUAAUUGCCCACUAGGUUACGUGUAGUCUUUACUAUUUAUCGCUUCGUUUACUGUCGUCUGAUCGUUCCUAUAUUUAGGUUUAAUUGUGUUUCAAUUUCAUUCCUCAGUUACGACUCUUUAUUACUAAGUCUCUUUAGUUGUGUAGGCUCGUUGGAACUGCACGUUCAAGUCGCUUUUAAUUGCAUUUCACACAAGUCCCAUUUCGCUAACCCGCUCCACGCGCUGCGUCCCGCGCGCGCGUGCCACGACUCAUCACUCGUCAUAACUCACCGUAGGUAUAAUGUGCAACCACCGAUGAUCGAUCGAAAUGUUAAAAACGAUGCCUUAAAAAGUUAAGUAAAUAUAUAGAUGAUUUAUAUUAUAUUAUUUUCAGUGAUAUUCGAGUUAGCACUAAGGUGUUAGUAAACGGGACGUAAGCCCGCACUCACAAACGUUCGGAACAAUUAAGCAAGUUAGUUUGUAAUGAAUCAAUGUGGCAAUCAUCUAAUUAAAACAUAAAGAGUAUGAUUUAUUUAUAAUAAAAUAUAAUAUGUAUUUAGAAAUUUUAGAUUUACUCAACAUUAAACUUAGUGCAAAUUAUUGUGAAAAAUCAAUUGAAGACUAUUUAUAUGAGUUUUUAAUUAUUAUUAUAUAGGAGGAGAGCAUUAAAUAUUGGAUGAAUAUAUUAAUUAAAAAUAGUUAGCGAAAUACAAAUACGAUAAGACUCGUUAGAGGCUCGUCUGUCAAAUGCCGCCGUGGCGCGCUCGCGGCGCCUGACGCACUUGCAUCAUUGCAUUUUAAUAUUACAUUAUUACACUGAGUAAUAUCGACAUAAGAUAUAUUAUGUACUGUAUCUUAAUAUAAUGUUUAUGGAAUAAUAUUUUAAUCAUGGCUUAACUGUAGUGAUGUUUUGUAGUUAACCUUUCGACUCUUGUUUGUAUUACUUUAUAUAGUGUACGCGGUUUUUAUAUGUGUAUGUUUAUUCAGUAGUAUAACAUGUUUGUGUAAAAGUGUAUUUUGGUAUUUGAUAGCUAGCGCGUCGCCACGCGAGCGCAUACAUCAAUAAAGUUUACGAUCGUAAUUGACUAAUUAUAUUAUACAAUCCCCUAGUUGUAACGUUAGAUUAGCUGGAACUCUCUUUUUAAGUUCAUUUUACUCGUAAUUGCAUUUAAAGCAAAUGCGUCGGCAAACAACGGCCGAUUGUCACUAUAGUCGGUUCUAAACUUAUUUUUAAAAACCAAUGCAGGUAUUAUUAAUAUAAAAUCCUCGUAUUUAUGCUAGAGUAUAUAAUAUAAUGUAAUUAUUGAACACAUUUUAAUCGUAAAAUAAAUUGCACGGGCUUUACAGUUAAUUAUAACAUUAAUUAUUAUAAAAACUUAGGGCAAGUUGUUAUUUAUUUCUGUUUUAAUUAAAAUUUUGAUGUUGAUUAUUUUUUUAACUAUAUUUUUUCUUUAUAGUGAAUUAAAGUACAUAUUUCGAUCUAUUUAGAUUACAAAAUGAUUAGGUGAACUAUCGACUGAUGUACAAUAUUAAAAGUAAUGUUUACUUAUGGCAGUGUAUAAGUUUUACUUGACGCGUCCCAUUACGGGGCGCCGUAUUUAUACUGACUUGUAUUAAUUUCGUAUAAAGUGUAAUUAAUCGGAAGCGGCGGCCGCGAUAGAGCCAUCUACUAGCAUGUUACGAUUGUAAGACUAUUAUCUAGAUUUGUUAUAAUCUUGUAAUGUGUACUAUACCUUAGCCCUAAAGAGUGCGUGCGCGCGAGCGAGCGCGCCCGCUCGGACGCGCUCGCUCCGCAUACUUUAUAUAAAAAGGAAAAUUAUGAUAGACUUACGCGUGCGUCCUUGUUAUUUUUUUUACAAGUACCUAAUGAUAAUUAGUUAAUUACGGUUAUUAAUUAAUAUAAUUAACCGAAGCACUAAAAUUUUAAGAUGGAAAGCUUUGUAUGAGGUUUAAGUAUUCGAUGUAAUGAUUAAAAGUGCUAUCACAGAACAUAACACUAAGGUUUUUUCGAAGUAGAAAUUAUGCAUUAUUCAUAUUAGGUAUUUUGGGUAUAUAUUAGCGUUAGUUUUAACUGGUAACAUUUAAGUAUGUAGUUUGUAAUGUAAUGGAAAAAAUUAAACGGUUUUGUCGUAGUUUCCUAUUAUUAAGCUUCUUCUACCUUAAUGGUUUAAGUAAUUACUACUGGUUUAUAAAUUUAAAAUAUUAAUAUUACCACUGCAAAUAUUUGAGAUAUCUUAUGAUGAAAUAUAUAUCUACUUUAAGGACAUUAUAAAACGUAGAUAAUUAAAAGAAAUCAAAAAUUUCAAAAU